Molecule: messenger RNA, 674 nt
Organism: Eurytemora carolleeae
Lineage: Eukaryota; Metazoa; Arthropoda; Copepoda; Calanoida; Temoridae
Exons: 9
Coding region: 3-674 (223 amino acids)
Source: RefSeq, a predicted model, not a curated record
GUAUGUUGAAAGGAGGAGAAGAAAAUUGGAAUCUAAGUUUUACUAAAUCAUCUGACUGUUCUGAACCCUUCGUUUUCUCUCUUAAUGUCUCAUCAGGAGACCAAUGCCAACAGUUUAUGUCUGGUAUUCUGGAAACCUGGAACAUUCCGGCGUGGGUCACUAUUCAUAUCCUAGCCUGGUUUCCUUCUCUUCUAGGAGAUUUAUUAUUUGUUGUUGCAGUACUCAGCCAUGAAGAAUUUAGGACUUUCCUCAAUAUUUCCCUUGUUCUGAUCAGGUCUAUUCAACUGGUUGCAAGAACUACAGUUCUAAUACUGCAUAUUCUUCUUCUUGUGGGCCCCAACAUGAAUCUUUGUUUCUUCUACACCUUCUUCUUCGGAUUCAUCCUGACCUUUGAAACUUGGGGAAUAAUCCUCAUGAUCUUCGGACAGCUCUUCGUUGAAAACUGGUUUUUAUCUUCAAUAUCCUGUAUUCUUCCAGCCUGCUGUGAUGACGUUCCAACCAUGUUUAAAGAGGAGAGUGAAGAUACCCUGUUGUUGAUGGGUUGUCGUGUAGCUAUAAUGCUGGUGGCAGGAUUUAUAAAUAUUAGAGCAGCCUUUAUAUCAGAUACUAGACCUAGCGAUACACAAGAAAAGUAUAAAGACAAGUCAAGAAAAUCUAUCCGAAAACCCGGAUGA